Molecule: messenger RNA, 943 nt
Organism: Lindgomyces ingoldianus
Lineage: Eukaryota; Fungi; Ascomycota; Dothideomycetes; Pleosporales; Lindgomycetaceae
Product: mitochondrial ribosomal protein
Exons: 2
Coding region: 129-881 (250 amino acids)
Cellular component (GO): mitochondrial small ribosomal subunit
Molecular function (GO): structural constituent of ribosome
Source: RefSeq, a predicted model, not a curated record
CCUCGACAGCACAACCACAUCUCAUUGCGGCUUCCCUAGUGUCUGAAUACUCUUCAAUCGUAUUGGGGAAUAUACUAACUCUAUAACGCGCGCCAUAUACUGCGCUGCAACAACCCUCUCCGCCCACAAUGGGCCGCUACGACUUCCGUCCCCUCCGCGUCCGCCAAACCGCUAAAGCCCUCUUCGAUACCAAACGCAAUGCCUCCCUCCCGUGCUGGUACGACACCAUUGGCAAUAUCCCGCCCUCAGAAACUCUCGCGCGGCCCAUUCUCCGCGCCCCGCGGCCGAAAGGCGGAAAGAAGCCAAGCCGCAUGUUCCAACCCCUCCCAAUCCACCACCCAGAAGACAAGCUACGGUCCGAGUUCUUCGGAGACCACCCGUGGGAAUUAGCGAGGCCGAGGAUAUUAGUCGAGGAUAGUGGGAAUGAUGCGAAGGGCUAUGACUGGAGUAAAAUUGUGCAGCCGGGGAAGCAGUUGGAUGGCGAGAGUGUCGUCCAGCGCCAAAUGUGGCUCAUGAAGCAUAAACAAUAUCCCAAAGCCAAAGCUUACGACGUCGCUCGUCGCGAAUUCUACCAGCACCGACACCUCGAAGAAAUCCGGCAACGGGUGGCUAAAGAAGAAGCUUUAUCCACCGGCGCAUACUUUGGCAAGGGCCCACUAGAGAUUGGUAUGGAAUUGGAAGACAGAACAUGGGAGAGCUGGAAGGCCUGGGCUGAGCGGCAGAUCGAGGAUGAGCAGCAAACUCGCGCGCAGAUGUUCUCCGGCCCGCAGGAUGAGCUGAGUGCUCCGGAACUGGAAGAAGCUCUAGAGGAGGUCCAGCCAGCUGUGUCGGAAUUGAAAGAGGCUCAACCUGCGUCGGGGGGGCCAGCUUUGCAUCCGUGAGGUAGACGAGGGAAGUAUCUACUAGCACUGUAUAUUCUUUGUAGUUGUUUCAUGGGAAGAAC